Messenger RNA from Mucor velutinosus, 1533 nucleotides. RefSeq names its product transcription-associated protein 1. The record is from RefSeq and is a predicted model, not a curated record. Gene Ontology annotation, molecular function: heme binding; iron ion binding; monooxygenase activity. NCBI's taxonomy places the organism in Eukaryota, Fungi, Mucoromycota, Mucoromycetes, Mucorales, Mucoraceae. The transcript has 3 exons. The coding region runs from base 1 to 1533 and encodes 510 amino acids.
AUGGCAAUUAUCUCUACCCUUUUGUCAGGAUUCUCUGUUGGCGAGUUUAUUUAUAAGGCCUUUAUGGCUUUUGUGUUCUACUGGGGCUUCCAUAUUCUAUCUCAAUUGAUCAUUCCUAAAGAUCCCAAGAUGGUUCCUACUGUCUUCUCUUGGGUUCCCAUCUUGGGUAAUGCUAUUGAAUUUGGAAAAGAUCCCAUCACCUUUCUUCAAAACUGUCAAAAGCAGUAUGGCGAUGUCUUUACUUUCCAACUUUUGAACAAGAAGGUCACUGCUUGUUUGGGCCCUGAUGGCAACCAAUUCGUAUUCAAUGCCAAACAAACUGUCGCCUCUGCUGCUGCUGCUUACAACCACAUGACCAAGUAUGUCUUUGGUGAUGAUAUUGUAUUCGAUGCUCCUCACAGUGUCUUUAUGGAACAAAAGAGAUUCAUCAAGGGCGGUUUGAACAUUGAAACCUUCCGCAAGGACGUGCCUCUUAUUCUUGAUGAAUGCCACAAGUUCUUUGACAAGUUUGAAAAGACUGGCGUCGUCGAUUCUUACAAGAUGUUUGGUUCUCUCAUCAUCAACACUGCCUCUCGCGCUCUUCUUGGCCCUGAAAUCCGUAAUGCUCUUGAUGAUGGUAUUGCUCAGCUUUACUAUGAUUUGGAUCAAGGUUUCCGUCCCAUCAACUUUAUGUUCCCCAACUUGCCUCUCCCUGCUUACCGUAGACGUGAUGAAGCUCGUGAGAAGCUGGCUGUUCUCUAUGAAAAGAUUAUUGAAAACAGACGUUCUGACAAAACUGGCACUCAACACAAUGAUCUUCUUCAAGCUCUCAUGGAUGCUCGUUACAAGGAUGGCUCUGCUCUCCCUGAUCAUCAAAUCUGUGGUAUCUUGACCGCCGCUCUCUUUGGUGGACAACACACAUCUUCUACUACCUCUGCAUGGACUAUCUUAGAGCUCGCUCAUCGUCCUGACGUUGUCAAGGCUGUUCGUCAAGAGAUGAUUGAAAAGCUCGGCUCCCUCCAAGUUGAAUUCACUUACGAUAAUUUGGAAGAACUCACCCUCUUGGAGGACGUUGUCAGAGAAACUCUUCGUCUUCAUCCUCCCAUUUUCAACAUGAUGCGUCGUGUUGUAGCUGACAAGAUGAUCUACGAAAAGUCAGGUCUCGAGAUCCCCAAGGGCAACUUCCUCUGUGCUGCUCCUGGUGUCACUCAAAUUGAUCCCACUUAUUUCCACAACCCUAUGAAGUGGGAGCCCAAGCGUUGGUCUGAAAAGACUGAUCCCGUUCAUCAACUUGAAGUAGGCGAUGAUGCCAACAUUGAUUACGGUUUCGGUGCUGUCGGUAUCUCUUCCCGUAGUCCCUUCCUUCCUUUCGGUGCUGGUCGCCAUCGUUGUAUUGGUGAAAAGUUUGGUUACUUGCAACUCAAGGCUAUCAUCGGUACAUUCAUCAAGAGAUUCGAUUUCGAAGGUUUGACUGAGAACGUCCCUAAGCCUGAUUAUACUUCCAUGGUUGUUGUUCCUGAGGAUAGCAGAAUCCGUUUCACUCGUAGAGACUAG